UGCCAGGAGGUGUCACUAGAGGAGGAACCAGAUGGGGUAUUGUUUGACAGUGCCUCCACACCUAAGUUACAGCUUAACCAGGAUCCUACUGAGCACUCAUUGCCAGCCUCCAGUAUUUUGCCACCUGUGGGUGCUCCAUUAACCCCUCCAGUGGUUCCAGUCACACCAACAACCACACCAAAUCUUACUCCAAGCAUUACUCCGGCAGCUCCUACUCCUGUAACACCAGUGACUGUGUCCUCCAGACCAUCAUCUGAUCAGUUGGAAAGUGAGAGUGGUGAUGAUAUGAUACAAAUCACAGUAUCUGAUCCUCAAAAAAUUGGUGAAGGAAUGAGCUCUUACAUGGCAUACAAGGUCACUACCAAGACCAAUAUUUCAUACUUUAGAAAAAAGAACUGGAGCGUGAUGCGUCGGUUCAGUGACUUCCUGGGGUUGCACAGAAAGCUGGUGGAAAAACAUCUACAUUCUGGGCGCAUUAUUCCCCCAGCUCCAGAGAAGUCUGCCAUUGGUACAACGAAGAUCAAGCUUAGCAGUGAUAAAACAACUGACUCUGCCUCAGCGGACUUCAUUGAGAAGCGGCGGGCAUCUCUGGAGCGUUACAUGAACCGCACAAGUGCACACCCAACACUUAGAGCCGAUCCAGAUUUUAGAGAGUUCAUUGAAUUAGAUGCAGAGCUGCCCAGAGCUACACAAACCUCAGCACUUAGUAGUGCAGGUGUGCUGCGACUCUUUAACAGAGUGGGGGAGACUGUUAACAAGAUGACCUUCAAGAUGGACGAGAGUGAUCAAUGGUUUGAGGAAAAGACACAGCAGAUCGAGAGCCUCGACUCUCAGCUUCGCAAGCUCAAUGCUGCCAUGGAUGGUUUGGUGGCAUAUCGUCGAGAACUGGCCACAAGCACCGCUGCAUUUGCCAAAUCUGCAGCUGUUUUAAGUAGUGUAGAGGAACACUCCUCUCUUAGUAGAGCACUACACCAGCUGGCAGAGUCUACAGAGAGAACACACACCAUUCAUCAUGCUCAAGCAGAUGCUGAUUUUUAUCUGCUGAGUGAGACCACCAAAGAUUACAUCCACCUCAUUGGUGCUGUCAAGGAUGUGUUCCAUGAACGAGUCAAGUUGUUCCAGACAUGGCAGCAUGCCCAGGCAAUGUUGGCCAAGAAACGUGAAGCCAAGGCCAAGGCUGAGUUAGCUGGUCGAAUGGAUAAAGUGCAACAGGCUCAGGAGGAGGUGGCAGAGUGGGAAGGAAAGGUGGAAAGGAGCCAGGAGGAGUUCGAGAGGAUUUCUCGAGCAAUAAAGAAAGAGAUGGAACAGUUUGAAGUGGUACGUGUGAAGGACUUCAAGGAUAUGAUCAUCAAGUACUUGGAAGCUCUGAUGACAUCACAGCAGCAGAUUACAAAAGUUUGGGAGACAUUCAUCCCAGAAGCCAAAGCAAUAUCCUAGAUGGUCAGAUGAUGGAUGGUAACCGUGCUGGCAUUAUUAAUCAAGUGCUAGUAGUUAGAAACAAGUUGCCUUUACUCAAGUUUGAAGACUAUUCUGCAUUAGGUAUCAUUCUUUACCCAGAGUUAUUUUUUAAUUCCACUUAUGUUAUUAAGCUCAUUUCUAAAAGUGGUGCCUAGUUACCUACUUCAUGGUACAUGCACAUGUGCGAUUUAUGCAGAUAUCAGCAGCCAUAUAUUGGGUUUUUGUUUUUUUGGGUAUGGUCAAUUUUAUAAGUGAAUCUAUUUUGAUUUUUGAAAAUUAUUAUAUGAAGCUUGUUUAUGAAUCAUAACAAAAUUGUUGUUACAAAAUAAUUUCUUGUGACUUAGGACAUAGUCAGUGUGUGUAUUCUUAAUACAUAGUUGCAGCUUAUCCAUAGUGGAAUUUUUUGUUUUUUUUUUGUUUUAAUGCUUUUGAGUAACAGAUCUCUCGCAGUUCUACAUCAAUGAAAUAUUUAGAACAGGUUAUGCAGCACCUUGUAUUGAAUGUGUAUAGAAUUGUACUUAAAGUGAUGGUUAACUGUUGAUGUUACUUAAUCUUUUGCAAUUACUAUUUUCUUUUUAUUAUUUAGAGACUUGUCAAUUUGAUAUUAACUGUAUUUUGCUAAAAUUUUACCAGGAAAGUAAUUAAGUCCAUAUUUAAAGAGCUCAACAAGUUUUUUUCCAAAGUUUAAGAACAAUUCAUUGUGACUAAUUGUCAUUUUUAAAAUGUUAUCUUCUGGAUUGUUUUGAAUAUUUAUUUAAAAGUAUUUAUUAGAAAAUUUAAUUUAUUGUUGGUGCUGCAUGAACUCUGAAUGAUGCGGUGCAGGAAAUGUUCUGGUUUUAAGACACACUGGUUUUGUUUUGUUAGUGGACAUUUCAUCAAUGGUUUCUCUACUUUUGCAUCUUUCACUCUUUAAUGUUCUAUUUCUUCUGUUUUUUUUUUUCUAUAUUCUUUUACUCUACAUUUCUUCUACUUUACUUUUUUCAUUUUUUUUCCAUUCUCUACUGUAAUUUUCCAGAGUUGCAUGUGAUGCUUAUAUACUUGUGUCCAGUAUAAUAAUAAAAGUUUGUUGAUCUCUCUCAAUUUCAUUACUGGAGGAUGCUGCAUGGAAAAAAAAAACAUUUGAAAUGUGCAUUAGUUGAAUACAGUUCUGCCACUGAAGAUAAGAGUAUAUCCUCGAUUUAUGCCAAUAGUUUCGAGAGGGGCAGAGAGCAUGCGGUAAAUUUUUGUUGUUGCCGACCCAUUUUGCAUAAAAUUUGUUACAUUUAUGCUAUUGGGUUAUCCUAAAUAAAUUUUUAUUGUUGGUGAGUUUUAGAAAAAGUCUGCAAAAUAUUCUGUUUUACAUGUAACUUUGUGUAUAAAACUUAACACCCCAAGCACCAUUAUACUCUGUUCAGAUAUUUGCCAUAGUGUAUGGGUAUUGGUAACAUCCCCCAAAAUACUGCAGUGUAUUGCAGUGACUGCUCUUGCUCCAUAUCACUUCAUAAUUUAUCAUUAACAUUUAGCAUACAUUCCAGAAAAUAUUUCUUCUCAGAAGAAAUUGAUUGUUAAAAUACAACACAGUACUGUAUAGUAAAUAAAAGUACUUUAAUAAAAAUAGACCAUAAAGGAAUGUUCCUUGUUCAUUUUAACAAUAUGUGCACUUGAGUUAUGAGUCUGAGGCUGUCAGGUUUAACUUUGUUAAUGUUCUUCAGUAUCAUUGUUAAUAUGGGUGCACACAAUGUUGCAGUGUCAUCUGAACUGUGAUGUCAGCACAUUGCAGGCACGACAGUGACUGAAUGAAUGAAUGAUGGUGAAAGUGCUUUCCUCUUUCUUUUUGGGUUACCCUGUUUUGGUGGUACAUGGCUGGUGUGUUAAAAAAAAUUCUGGCAGAUGUUUGGAAGAAAUGCAUAUCAGUUUGUUGAAACUAGUUUCCAUGGGGAGAUUUCUGCAUCACAGGCAUCGGUUAUCCCUAAAAAUGUUUCAAUUAGAGGAAAUUUAUUUUAGAGCAAUGCAGAACUUUUUUUUGGGGGGUGGGGGGAAGAUCCAAUUUAGUGCAUCCCUUAAUUGGUAAUCUAAGAACCAAAUCCUUAAUUCAAAUACGUCAAGAGUGAGUGUGUGCAUGCCUGCAUAUGUGCAUGUACAUGCAUCGUGUGAGAGUUUGAGAGUGCACAAACUCUCACACAGAUGAAGACCUGCAAUGUCCCCUUCUAAAGUAAAGAGGAAAGGACCUUGUCAUAAAGCUAAGAGGUCAAUGUGUAUAGGAUAUAUUUUAUUAUUAUUAUUAUUAUUAUAGUCAUGAGAAGCACUAAGCCAUAGAUAUAUAAUUCAUAGGAUAUAUAUAUAAAUACCUUUGUUCCUGUACAGUUUUGUUAUUGUAGUCUCUAUUUAAGAUGGUUUGUUGUACACAUUUUUGAUUAGGCUGGAUUAUCUACUGAACUGAUUGUAUGGUAUACAUAUAUCUUAAAAGAUCAGAAUAUACUAUGAAUAUGGAA
This is a messenger RNA of Cherax quadricarinatus, 3929 nucleotides long. Lineage: Eukaryota; Metazoa; Arthropoda; Malacostraca; Decapoda; Parastacidae. The record is from RefSeq and is a predicted model, not a curated record.